This is a messenger RNA of Parastagonospora nodorum SN15, 714 nucleotides long. RefSeq lists its product as hypothetical. The transcript has 4 exons. Gene Ontology annotation, biological process: transport. Bases 1 to 714 code for a protein of 237 amino acids. Gene Ontology annotation, molecular function: transmembrane transporter activity. NCBI's taxonomy places the organism in Eukaryota, Fungi, Ascomycota, Dothideomycetes, Pleosporales, Phaeosphaeriaceae. The record is from RefSeq and is a predicted model, not a curated record.
AUGUCUGCUACGGUCAUGAAGACGGGCGAGAAGCCUGCUGCGAGCGCGGUCGUGGAUCCUGCAGAGCCGCACAACAAGCCCAAGUACUACCGAGGAUUUGUUGCGGGCGUGUUCAGCGGCAUUGCGAAGCUCUCAGGUGAGCAGAGAAUUACGGUCAGGAAGGAGGGAGUGAGUGGACUAUACAAGGGUGCUUCACCGCCGUUGGUGGGAUGGAUGUUCAUGGACUCGAUCAUGCUCGGCUCCCUCAGCGUAUACCGCCGCGUCCUCAACGACAACUUCUUCAACCCUCGAACAUCGUAUCGCGGCGAGCAAGGCAAACUCCCUGUGAUCGGGCACGCUGCAGCAGGAACACUCGCGGGCUGGACAGUGUCGUUCAUCGCCGCACCCGUCGAGCACGUCAAGGCACGCCUGCAAAUACAGUACGCGGCCAACAAGUCGCAGCGACUGUACAGCGGGCCAAUUGACUGCCUGUCGAAGAUAUAUCGGGGUCACGGCUUCCGCGGAGUGUACCACGGCCUCAGCGCCACACUCCUUUUCCGCACGUUCUUCUGCUUCUGGUGGGGCACGUACGACCUCUUCACACGGCAAUUGCAAAAGCACACGAACCUCUCGACGCCGGCGGUGAACUUCUGGGCCGGGGCGUAUAAUGACCGACCCUCUCGGACCGGAAAGAAGGUUCCCAAGGUGGAGAGAUGCGGCGAGGACGGUGUAUAG